This is a messenger RNA of Oncorhynchus gorbuscha (pink salmon), 3455 nucleotides long. Its product is annotated as acetylcholinesterase-like. The transcript has 11 exons. Bases 395 to 2269 code for a protein of 624 amino acids. Gene Ontology annotation, cellular component: plasma membrane. Gene Ontology annotation, biological process: acetylcholine catabolic process; choline metabolic process. NCBI's taxonomy places the organism in Eukaryota, Metazoa, Chordata, Actinopteri, Salmoniformes, Salmonidae. Gene Ontology annotation, molecular function: acetylcholinesterase activity. The record is from RefSeq and is a predicted model, not a curated record.
GUCUCCCCCGCCGUCCUAACAGCACAGUAAGGGGUCACUACCCACACUCAAUACACAGAGAGAGAGAGACGGGCACAUUAAACAAACACCUAGGGCUGACAGCAAAGCAGCGAAGACCGUAAUUAAACAGCGCGUCUUUGCUCCCCGACCAGAAACCGUCACUCACCCCCUAACUGUGCCGAGGACACUGGGUUUAACUUCGUCUAAAUAGGAUGACAGGGCGAGGGUCGCUUGUCUCCCAGGGGAUUCUGCGAAGCAGCGUCUUUAGCCGGGUUGGACCCACUAGGCUACUAACUAGCCAGAUCUGAGGGACUCCAGACAGAACAGAGACCACCAACUUCUGACUACCUGAAAUCAGAACCAGGAAGUAAACAACACAGAAAACAACAACAUCAUGAAGACCUCCACCGUCUUCCUCUCGCUCCUCGCCUCACUCUCUUGUUCCCAGAGCGACUCUCCGGAACUCAUCGUGACAACGCGGGCAGGAAGCUUACGCGGCAUCCGCCUACCGACGCCCGACAGGAGUCACGUGACUGCUUUCCUCGGCAUCCCAUUCGCCGAGCCCCCGCUGGGCAAGAAGCGCUUCCGUAAGGCGGAGCCAAAGAAGCCGUGGUCGGGAGUGUUCGAUGCUAGCUCCUACCCCAACGCCUGCUAUCAGUUCAUUGACACCUCUUUCCCCGGGUUCCAAGGAUCUGAGAUGUGGAACCCGAACAGGGAGAUGAGUGAGGACUGCCUAUACCUCAACAUCUGGGUACCAACCUCCCCCAGACCUCACAACCUCACCGUGAUGGUGUGGAUCUACGGUGGAGGCUUCUACAGUGGCUCCUCGUCCCUGGAUGUGUAUGAUGGACGUUACCUGGCACACUCUGAGAAGGUGGUGGUGGUGUCCAUGAACUACCGUGUCGGGGCCUUUGGUUUCCUGGCUCUUCCUGGCUCUUCCGAGGCCCCUGGGAAUGUGGGGCUCCUAGACCAACGUAUGGCCCUCCAGUGGAUCCAGAAUAACAUACAUAUCUUCGGGGGCAACCCCAAGCAGGUGACCAUCUUUGGGGAGAGUGCAGGAGCAGUCUCUGUGGGAAUACACCUCCUGUCUCCAAACAGCCGCCCCACCUUUACCCGAGCCAUCCUCCAGAGUGGAGUCCCCAACUGUCCCUGGGCCACUGUUACGCCCGCUGAAGCCCAGCGGAGAGCUUCCAUGUUGGGGAAACUGGUGGGCUGUCCCUCUGGGGGUAACGACACAGAGCUGGUGGACUGUCUCCGUAACAAGCCCCCCCAGGACCUCAUCGACCAGGAGUGGCAGGUCAUGCCAUGGUCGGCCAUCUUCCGUUUCUCCUUCGUGCCGGUCAUCGAUGGCGUGGUCCUUCCUGACAACCCAGAGGCCAUGCUGUCAUCAGGCAACAUCAAAGACACCCAAAUCCUGCUGGGAGUCAACCAGGACGAGGGCUCCUUCUUCCUCCUCUACGGAGCCCCCGGCUUCAGCAAGGACAACGAGUCAUUGAUCUCCCGUGAGGACUUCCUGGAGAGCGUGAAGCUGAGUGUCCCGCAUGCCAACGAAAUCGGCCAAGAGGCUGUGGUGCUGCAGUACACUGACUGGUUCGAUGAGAACAAUGGAGUGAAGAACCGAGACUCCCUGGAUGAUGUGGUCGGAGACCAUAAUGUCAUCUGCCCCCUGCAGCAGUUUGCCAGGACCUACUCCCAGCUCCACUCUAACCUGGGUGCCAACAAUGGACAACAGGCAGGCAACGCUGGGGCCAUGACCAAGGACGGGAACUCACAAAGUGGAGUGUACCUGUACCUGUUUGACCACCGUGCGUCUAACCUGGCGUGGCCUGGGUGGAUGGGCGUUAUCCAUGGUUACGAGAUAGAGUUUGUGUUCGGCAUGCCACUGGAGAAGAGACUCAACUACACAGCCGAGGAGGAGAAACUGAGCCGACGCAUGAUGAGAUACUGGGCUAACUUCGCACGCACCGGUAACCCCAACAUCAAUUUUGACGGCAGUGUGGAUAGCAGGCAGAGGUGGCCGCAGUUCACCAACAGUGAGCAAAAACACGUGGGGCUGAACACAGAAUCUCUGAAGAUCCACAAGGGCAUGCGGAACCAGCUGUGUGCAUUCUGGAACCGCUUUCUGCCACGCCUCCUCAAUAUCACCGAUAACAUAGACGAGGCGGAGCGUCAGUGGAAGGUGGAGUUCCAUCGCUGGUCCUCCUACAUGAUGCAUUGGAAGAGCCAGUUCGACCAUUACAGCAAGCAGGAGCGCUGCACUGACCUCUGAGGAGAGGGGAGAGAGAGAGAGAGAUGCCGACCAUGUCCUUCCAUAUUAUCCUACAUGUCUUCAUGUGAUAUGUUGAGGCUUGGUAUGUUGAGGCUUGAUAUGUUGAGGCUAUUAUAUUUUACUCAAUGUGUUUUUUCUGGUUUCCAUUGCAGAGGUUAUAGCAGGUCUAUAAGACUUUUCAUCAGACAGGAGUUAUAGAAGGAGAUGGUCAUUGAUGAUGUGUGUGUGUGUGUGUGUGUGUGUGUGUGUGUGUGUGUGUGUGUGUGUGUGUGUGUGUGUGUGUGUGUGUGUGUGUGUGUGUGUGUGUGUGUGUGUGUGUGUGUGUGUGUGUGUGUGUGUGUGUGUGUGUGUGUCUGAACCUCUGGGUCCCACCCACCUCACUCUUUAAAAAAAAAACUUUAUUAUUUUCCAGUUGAUACAAAUUUCACGAUCUGCUCAUUUGAAAUGAUCUUUAUUUAAAACAGCUAGUGUUGUCUGUCUAUGUAUCUGUUCACUUGUCUUGAUCUCAUAUAUUCUUCCCUCUGGUUAUAUAGUGCUGUUCAUUGUAUCUCUGUGUAGUGUCUUCUGCUGUCUCAGUGGGCCCAAAUGUAAAAACCUAAAACCACUGAUCAACUGUUAUGUUAGACUAGGAAUCUGGAGCCAUGUAAAUCCCUGUGUUCUGGGUUAGAAAAGAACUGCACUGAAACUGUGUGUGUGUGUGUGUGUGUGUGUGUGUGUGUGUGUGUGUGUGUGUGUGUGUGUGUGUGUGUGUGUGUGUGUGUGUGUGUGUGUGUGUGUGUGUGUGUGUGUGUGUGUGUGUGUGUGUGUGUGUGUGUGUGUGUGUGUGUGUGUGUGUGUGUGUGUGUGUGUGUGUGUGUGUGUGUGUGUGUGUGUGUGUGUGUUACAUGUCCAUCUUGUUGAUCACUGCUUUGGUUUUGGUUUUCAAUCCAUAGUGUGUGUAUGAACUGUGUAUGCACUUGUCUGCAUAUAUUCACAUAUCUCUGUCAAUCACCUAUAUGUAGCUAAACUAACCCCUCAUGUAUGCCAGUACACCUACUGUUUGUUUUAGUGCGUAUUAUGAUAUUUUGUGUGUGUGUUUAGUGCUGAUGUUGUCUCUGUACCAACGGUUGAUGUGUUUCUCUCCUCCAUCCCCCUCUCCAUCUAUCCCUCCUCCUCUCUCUUCAAAUCAAAUCAAAUCAAAUCAAAU